Molecule: messenger RNA, 658 nt
Organism: Nicotiana tabacum (common tobacco)
Lineage: Eukaryota; Viridiplantae; Streptophyta; Magnoliopsida; Solanales; Solanaceae
Source: RefSeq, a predicted model, not a curated record
UCUCAGUAUAUGCCACUAGACAGAUAUUACCUAGAUAUAAAAUGUGUCCCCUCUCCAAUGCUUCUAUUUUUCUACAUAUAAAAAUCUAACUAUGGAUUCAGACACUAAACAUUCUUGUAAGAACUUUUUCACUAUCUUGAGAUUUAGAAUUUGCUUUUUGUCAUAAUAAAAAAUGGAAAAUUCUCAGAGUUAUGGCAGAAGAAUUGGCAUCUGCUUAUUUUUGGGCAUGUUCUUAUUGCUAUCUGGUGUCAGUGCAGAAGAUAGGCAACAUCCCACCAAAAAUGUGAAUUUGGCCCCAUUUAUGCAGUGGAGAAGUGCUUAUUUCUGCUUGCAAAUUACAUCUCCAGUUUGUUCAAAGGAUCACACACUCACAUUAUCUGGAUGGCUAAAUGUGACAAAUGAAGAAGGAAAAAAAUUCUGUGAAAAAGGAGGGUGCGCAGAACAUACAAAAGUUGUACUCGACUGCAUUCAUCAUGUCAAACGUGAUUUUUGGUUUGCAAAUAAAGCUACUGUUCAACAUAUCUAUGACACCAUUGACAUUGGUUGCUACACCCCACAAGGUUUUUCUUUCUUAUUUUUCGAGUUUUAACUUCCAUGCACUGAAGGUAUAAAGGAACUUUUACGCUAUUUGUUAGGAAAAAUCAGCCGAAAGAUACUU